ACGAAAAUCGCACUCCGUGCUGUCUUAGAUAAGAAAGAGAAGUGCUUUUUAUGUUUAAAAAUUAGAAUUUAGAACAAACCAUACUUACGGCAUCAAUUGUCGCACGUUUCGCUGCCUUCGGAAGCUUUGUUACGUCUCGCAGCACGGAGUUUGAGCUACUAUCGUGGCACUAUCGCACACACACUUGUAAGGUUGCACCCGACAAACACAAAAACCAUGACCGUCGAGCGGAUCGACACGUUCUACGAUCUGGACACGAUCUACAGCACGAUCGAGCGGAUGCUGCUGCUCAUACGCCAGCUGUCCGGGGUGUCCCGGUUGGGCGAGAACGGACGCUCGCUUUCCUUCGAGCUGCAGUGGAGCAAUGCGAUCGAUGAGCGCAAGUAUCAGAUCGAGGAGCUGCGCAGCUCCGUCCAGUACCUGUUCGCUCAGUUCCGCAAGAUCUACCUGGUCAACAAGGACCUGUACGCGCAGCUAAACAAACGCGGUGGCCGUGUGUUUGAGCUGGACAAGCAGAUUGAGGCACAGGGGGACAGCAAGUGCCUAUACUUUCUAGCCGAUGCGAUCAAGUACGAGCCGGCGCUGCUCGCGAUGCAGCGUGUGCUCGAUCGUACGAUGCGCGAGAUACGCAUCUUCCGCAAUCAGCGCAACCAGCACAAGCUGGAACUGUGCAUUGGUCACAUACGGUCCGAAAACUACGACAAGGUGUACGAUGAGUACUGCUCGUUUGAGAACGGGCUGCAGCAGCUACCGUCCAUCAUCGAGCCGGUGUUCGAGCGCGACAUGAAGAAUCUGCUCAAGGUGUUGCUCUUUCUCACCGGCUACCGCAAGCAGAACAAACCAAACUCGGCCGAAACGUUCGUCGCGGGGUGCGAGUAUUUGCUGGCACAGCUAAAACAAUCGCACGAACUGCUGGAGCAUCCGCUCUGUCUGCUGCUGUACGGGUUUGUGGUGGAUUCGCUCCAGGAACAGCCGGAACUGUCGCUAGCGUCGCGGCUGAAGGACGUGUUUCGCGAGCGGCUGGAGUGUGUCCGGUCGGAGCUGCUCGAUUGCAUCCAGCGAACGGUACGGCUCAUCCAAACGGCCCCACAGCGGGCCGCUCCGCUGGCGAAGCUGUUUCACCAUCUCGCGGAGGAGCUGCUGAUCGAGCUGCUCAAGCGUGCGUACGAAGGUGAGGUACGCAAUUUGCACAACAUUCUGCAGUUUGUGGCUCAUCUGUCGUGCAUCGAUCACGACAUCAUCGCGUAUCGUGUGCUGUACGCCCAGAUGGAGCAUUACGAUCAUCUGUUUCAGCCGGAAAUAUUUCUGCUAGCCUAUCGCAUCAAGCAGACGGCGCUGGGGGCCGGUUUUCCCACCGCAAGUCUGCGUGGGGAUCUGGAGCGCCUUAAAACCAGCCUACCGCCCGUCGUGGUCACGAUCCUGUGGAGUACGGUCACCAUAUCGCGGCACGAGUCACGCAUUCUCCUGAAAUUCAGCGGCAUCGGCAAGGACGUUGGCUUUUCGCGCUACAUUGCCGACAAGAAUCGGGUCGAGUUUGAACCACUGGAGGAUGGUAACUGUUUCCGGCUGAGGGCGUGCACGGUGGGAGGCUAUCUGGGCGAGAGCGGCACCGGCCGGCCGAUGGUUGCGGGCAAGUCGGAAAGUCUUUCGAAUGCAAAGUUUCGCUGGCGAUUGAUACCGGUCGAGGGUUGCGAGUACUUUCGGGUGCAGAACUAUGCCAGCGGCGCGUUUCUGUACUCCCAGAUACCGUGCGAGUCCGAGACGGAGUAUGAUUUCUACAACAGCCAGGAGGUGUUGCAGCUGGCGGGCAGCGAGCGAUCGCUUACCGCGCAAAACAGCUACUGGAAGGUGGGAGAAUAUUCGCGCAGUUCGUCGCGCAGCAGCAGCAGUGGCAGUGGCAGUGCGGGAGAGAACGAGUGUCGUAUAUUGUAGGAGCACAAAAAGGGGCAACGUACACAUCCAUUUGGUUUGCCCAUAAGCCGGCUAAUGACAUGGCGAGCCGGUCGGCGGUCCCGGCGGCUAAGUGCUAAUGAUGCCGCACGGUGCGUGCACCAUCACGCGCAUUGUACGCAAGGCAGCAAAAACCAGAUGCAGCUGAGUAAAUAGAGUGGAAAGGCGGUGGUGGCCGUUCCAUUUGCAGGAUGCGAUUGUUAUUUCUGCUCCCCUUGCUGGCUUGCCCACCCUACCCCUUCAACGUGGUGCUGUAACGCAACGGCCGGAAUUAUUCCAUUGCGGCAGUGAAUAAGGACCAUAAAUAACCCAUCCUCAUUCAUGGAGCAUAUGGUCCGGCGCAAAGAAGGGGUACGGCCGUUUGUUUUGAUUGUAGCACCAGUUAAUCGAGACCGGGCGUGAAUGAAUCAGACACUCGGGGCGUGUACAGCAGACUGUGGACUGUGGCUCGAUCUCUAAAUAUUCCUACGCAUAUUCCCCGGCCCUGCACGGAGCUAUGCUCCGAAUGGUCCAAAUUUAUACCUGAUUCCGCAACCGGAAACAACAAAGAACGAAGAAGCGAGCCCUUGAAACGUUUUUGUUGAUGUUUUAAACCAACAAUUUGGGACAGCGCGUCCCCCGGAACGUGAUCCUCUCUGAUACGUAGUGCUAUAUUUUAAGAAUGACGAAAGAAAAAUCAUCCCGCGUUGUUUGGCGCAGCGCACGAAUGGAGUUGGACCAGCAGGGUGGAUUAACUUUGGUGGCGCAGCAUUGUUUACGUUUCACACUGUGGUGUGUUUGAUCUUGUGUGGUGGGUGGUGAAGCUGCCGAAAACAAUGACGCUGCGCCAGGAUUGUCCAUUACUCAUCUCGCUGGUAGCGGAGAGACGGAGAGACUGCCCUGACCCAGUCAUGUCGCCAUGAUUGUAAGAUACGUAAUGCAUGAUAGAUGAAAGGAAUAUGAAGCGAAAGUGUAGCGCUGUUUGAAGUAUUUUUAUGAUGUAAAUAAAUAUAAUUUUAUA
This is a messenger RNA of Anopheles arabiensis, 2950 nucleotides long. RefSeq lists its product as uncharacterized. The transcript has 2 exons. The record is from RefSeq and is a predicted model, not a curated record. The coding region runs from base 217 to 1932 and encodes 571 amino acids. NCBI's taxonomy places the organism in Eukaryota, Metazoa, Arthropoda, Insecta, Diptera, Culicidae.